UUUCUCAUAUUCACAGGCCGCAAUUUGCACACGAAGAAUUUGUGACGUUGCAUUGCAUUGAUAAACUUCCGAUAUCAUAAAUAAAUUAAAUUCAAAAUUAUCAAACAAUAAUGUCGUCAACCGAGGAAACUUCACAACUAAAAGCUGGACAUCCUCCUGCAGUAAAAGCUGGAGGUAUGAGGAUCACCCAACAUAAAACUCCUCACUCAAAAGACAGCAAAGAACCAGCCAAUGAAGACUUGACUGGUCUCUCUGGGCCUUCUCCCGUUCCGUCCAAUCCGAUCUCCAUUGCUGGAGCUCCAAACAAAGGUAAUGCAGACUUCACUCCAGAAGCAGCUCAAGUGGCCCACAGUCCUAAGCCUCCAGCGCACAUUAAUCUCAGACCAAGCCCAAACAUCCAACAGCCCAGAAAGUAGAACGCUGCACAUUUAAUUACUAAAAGGUUGAUACAUAAUAACGGAAUAGAAAAUGUUAGGCAAUCAUAAAAUUCAAAAUAUUAAAAUAUAGUAUAAUUGUUGGAAUGUUUUACCAUAGCAAUAGACUGGCUGUGCCCCUGGCCUCCCUGUCUUCAUGAGCAAUGUAGAGCAUGUGUUGCUGUGUUGCCUUCAAAGGCUAUAAAACAUGCUUCUUGGUUUGUAUUCCUUUCACGCAACAGCGACCCAAUUUUACACAGAGUAAGAUUAUGGGCCGCAGAGUGACGUAGACUACUUUUAUAAGAAAGAAAUCUUACAUAAUUACAUUCAAGUU
Molecule: messenger RNA, 747 nt
Organism: Bombyx mori (domestic silkworm)
Lineage: Eukaryota; Metazoa; Arthropoda; Insecta; Lepidoptera; Bombycidae
Gene: Drp
Product: death-related protein
Biological process (GO): negative regulation of autophagy; apoptotic signaling pathway; cellular response to amino acid starvation
Molecular function (GO): death domain binding
Source: RefSeq, marked provisional